Messenger RNA from Dothidotthia symphoricarpi CBS 119687, 1146 nucleotides. RefSeq names its product polysaccharide lyase family 1 protein. Lineage: Eukaryota; Fungi; Ascomycota; Dothideomycetes; Pleosporales; Dothidotthiaceae. The transcript is spliced from 3 exons. The record is from RefSeq and is a predicted model, not a curated record. Gene Ontology annotation, molecular function: pectate lyase activity. The coding region runs from base 1 to 1146 and encodes 381 amino acids.
AUGGUUCUCACCAAAUCUCUCGUUCUUGCUUUCCUGGCUUCGACUGCGGCCGCUGCUGGUGUCACCGGCACGGCGGUCGGCUUUGCGGCGAAGACUACUGGCGGAGGUGAUGCAGAACCCGUCUAUCCCACCACUAUCGAGGAGUUGACCACCUACCUUACCGAUUCUGAGGCGCGCGUCAUCAUCUUGAACAAGGAAUUCAACUACAUCGGCAGCGAAGGCGAAACCACCGAAAAUGGCUGCCGCCCGGACUCCAACACCUGCCCCGAUGACGGCGGCCAGGAUGCCAUCAACGGCGCCGACUGGUGCACAAACAGUGAUUACCCCCUCGAUACCAGCGUAACCUACGACAACGCAGCCAUCACGCCAAUCAACCUUGGUUCCAACAAGUCCAUUGUCGGCGAAGGCACCGCGGGUGUCAUCCGCGGCAAAGGCCUCCGCAUCGCCAACGACGCGCAAAACAUCAUCAUCCAAAACAUCCACAUCACCGAGCUCAACCCGCAGUACAUCUGGGGCGGCGACGCCAUCACGCUCGCGGGCACAGAUCUCGUCUGGAUCGACCACGUCAAGACGUCGCUCAUCGGCCGCCAGCACAUUGUCACGGGCUACUCGCCCAGCGGCAGCGUGACGAUUUCAAACUGCGAGAUUGACGGAAAUACAAGCUGGAGCGCCAGCUGCGAUAACCACCACUACUGGGCCAUCCUGUUCCUCGGCACAGACGACAAGAUCACCAUGCAGGGCAACUACAUCCACCACACGUCCGGGCGCUCGCCCAAGAUCGGCGGUACAGACUCCGGCACCUUGCUCCACGCUGUGAACAACUACUGGUACGACAACACCGGCCAUGCGUUUGCCAUCAGUGAGAACGGACGUGUGCUUGCCGAGGGCAAUGUGUUCGAGUCUGUUACCACGCCGGUUGAGAGUGGUACGGAGUAUUUGUUCGCCGCGCUGACGGCGAGUGCCAAUGCGGUUUGCGAGGACCCGCUGGGAUAUGUUUGCCAGGUCAAUCAGCUUACCAGCAGUGGUGAUUGGGCGGGCUCUGGGUCGGACUUUCUCGAUGGGUUCAGCGGGGAGGGUGUUGAGGCUGUGGCUGCGAGCACCGUGGCUGCUAGUGUCAAGAGCAAUGCUGGUGUGGGAAAGUUGUAA